This is a messenger RNA of Quercus lobata, 912 nucleotides long. RefSeq lists its product as uncharacterized. The coding region runs from base 1 to 912 and encodes 303 amino acids. NCBI's taxonomy places the organism in Eukaryota, Viridiplantae, Streptophyta, Magnoliopsida, Fagales, Fagaceae. The record is from RefSeq and is a predicted model, not a curated record. The transcript has a single exon.
AUGGAAGUGAUGAUGAACGCUCUUAAGGGAAGAGUGUCCAGUGACUUUGACGACCUUGUCAACCGAACUGACUCGCCAUUCACCAUCGCCGUCAACUCUUUCCCCCUGCCGAGUAAGUUCCGCAUGCCACAUAUAGAUAGUUAUGACGGGAUCAAGGACCCUCUAGACCACCUAGAGACCUUUAAGACUUUAAUGCACCUUCAAGGAGUAGCAAACGCAAUUAUGUGUAAGGCCUCCCGUACAACGCUCAAGGGUGCGGCAAGAAUUUGGUUCAGUAGGCUGGCACCCAACUCCAUCGGCACCUUCAAAGAGCUAAGCGCUCAAUUCAUGGUGCACUUUAUCAGAGGACAUCGGUACAAGAAAUCUAGGGCUUGUUUAAUGAGUAUCAAACAGCGAGAGGAGGAAAUGUUAAGGGCCUACAUAUCCCGCUUCAAUAAGGAGGCUCUCUCGAUCGACGAAGCCGACGACAAAAUACUUGUAGCAACAUUCAUGAAUGGGCUAAAGGAGGGUAAGUUUUUGUUCUCCCUGUACAAAAACGACCUGAAGACCAUGUCAGAGGUGCUUUGCAGGGCCACCAAAUAUAUGAAUGCUAAAGACGCACUAUUGGCCCGCGAAGAGAGACCCAAGAAGAGAGAAAGGCAAAAAGACACCCGGCAGGAUCAAGGCCGAAAGAGAGCGAGGACAGGAGACCGAAGGGAUGAGAGACGACUUAAGCCCCUAGAGGGAAGAUUCACCAGCUUCACCCCGUUGACCGCUCCGAUAGAUCAAGUCCUAAUGCAAAUCAAGGACGAGGGGGCUCUGACGUUCCCUUGGAAGCUGAAGAGCGAUCCCAACAAGCGGUCUAGGGAUAAAUAUUGCCGCUUCCAUCGUGACCAUGGUCACGACAUGGCAGAUUGCUAUGACUUGAAGUAA